AUGGCAUUCCCCAAUCUUUACGCGCACCGCAAGGUGGCAGAGACGAAGGCGAAGUCGUGCGACAUUUGCUACAAGCUCAGCUCCAGCGUCCUGAUCACCCCGGACAACAAGGAUUGGUUCUAUGUCUGUCCCGCCCACCUUAAGGACCCGCUCUUCUGCACGCCCAAGAUCGACGAGGCCGCCAUCGAGGCUCGCAAGAAGCGCGAGCUCGAGGCCGAGAUUGAGCGCGUGAAGAAGGAAUACGAAGAAAAGCAGAGGAAGAAGAAGGAGAAACAAGAGGAAGGCGAAAAGAAAGACGAUGCGGCAGAGGACAAGAAAGACAAGGAUAGCAAGCCCGGAGAGGACAGUCGGAAGAGUCCGGACAAGAAAGAAGCGACCAAAGAUGAUGCCGCUCCCUCGCCAACGGAGGAGGAGGAACCUCGUGUCUUUGAACUAAAGAGUACAUUCUACCAGCAACGGAUAAACAGGAAGAGACAAGCAGAAAUUGCCAGGCGCAACCGCGAGCGGAUGCAGGAUCCGACCUUCUUCCCUUCAGUUCCCAAGAACCUUCCGUCAUAA
Chaetomium strumarium is the source of this 558-nucleotide messenger RNA. Its product is annotated as VPS4-associated protein 1. Gene Ontology annotation, biological process: vacuolar transport. NCBI's taxonomy places the organism in Eukaryota, Fungi, Ascomycota, Sordariomycetes, Sordariales, Chaetomiaceae. The coding region runs from base 1 to 558 and encodes 185 amino acids. The record is from RefSeq and is a predicted model, not a curated record. Gene Ontology annotation, cellular component: endosome. The transcript has 3 exons.